Messenger RNA from Lingula anatina, 3949 nucleotides. RefSeq names its product RNA-binding protein 28. Gene Ontology annotation, molecular function: mRNA binding. NCBI's taxonomy places the organism in Eukaryota, Metazoa, Brachiopoda, Lingulata, Lingulida, Lingulidae. The record is from RefSeq and is a predicted model, not a curated record. Gene Ontology annotation, cellular component: nucleolus.
UCUAAACAAGCAUGGAAGAGGAACACGCAUCGAAAACCUUGUUCAUUCGGAAUUUGCCGUAUUCCACGACUAAUCAAGACCUAGAAAAAAUAUUCAGUGACGUAGGACCAUUGAAACAAUGUUUUGUAGUAAAAGAUAAUGAUAAUCCAAACAGAUGUAGGGGAUUUGGUUAUGUGACUUUUUCACUCAGAGAAGAUGCUGUAAAGGCCAAGGAUGAAGUUAAGGCAGUAAAUGCAAGGAAACUGCACAUAACCUUUGCUGACAAAAAGUUCAAGAAACUAGCUGGAAGAAACAAAAAUGUCACAGACAGGGAAAAAACUGAAGGAUUUAACAAAGCAAAAGAAAAAGACAAAAAAGAAAAAGAUAAACAAAAGAAGAAAAAGAAGACAAAGAAACCCCGACUGAUCAUAAGGAACCUGCCUUGGAAGUGCACUGAAGAAGAUUUGAAGACAUUUUUUUCAAAACAUGGUAGUAUUGUGGAAGUCCGUGUGCCAAAGAAAUCACAUGGCAAGUCAGCUGGGUUUGGAUUUGUGGAGUUUACAGACAUGGCUUCUGCCAAUAAAGCUAUUACCAAGACCAACGCAACACAGCUUCUGGGUCGCCCUGUAGCUGUAGACUGGGCUAUGCCCAAGGGAGUUUAUGAUAGAGAGCAGAAGAAAAAACAAGAACAUCAGGGUUCUGAGGAUGACUCUGGCUCCUUCAGUGGUAAUGGAUCAGAUGAUAGUGAGGAGGAGGGCAGUGAUGAGCAAGCAGACAGCAGUGAUGUAGAUAAGGGAGAGAUCUCCGAUGAAGAGGUAGAUAGUGAUCUGGAUGAUAGAGAGGAUGAGGGAGAAAGGAGCAUCAGUGAAGAUGAAGAUGUAGAAGAGGAAUCAGAUGAGGGUUUUACUGAUGAUGAUGAUGAUGAUAAUGAUGAUGAUGAUGCUGGUGGUGGUGAUAAAGAAGAAGAAAAAUGGAAAAGCAAACUCAGACAAAACCUGAAGAGUGAUGUAGAGGAAGGAAGAACAGUUUUCAUAAGAAACCUUUCAUAUGACUCCUUAGAAGAAGAUGUGGAGGAAGCAUUUUCAGAGUUUGGUGAAAUUAAUUAUGUCAAAAUUGUUCUUAACCCAGACACAGAACAUUCUAAAGGUUUGGCAUUUGUGCAGUUCAAGGACCAGGAAGCAGCAGAGACAUGUUUACAGAAGGCUAAUGAUGAAAAAGAAGGUGGGGGCAUUGUUUUAGAUGGAAGAAAACUAUUGGUGUCUUUAGCAGUGGAUAGAAACAAGGCUGCCGAAUUGAAAAAAAAGGACACAGAAAAACAGAGCAAGGACAACCGCAAUCUUCAUCUGGCGAGAGAAGGAAUGAUAAGAGCAGGCACACAGGCAGCAGAAGGCUUGAGCCAAAGUGACCUAUCUAAAAGGAUGAAGGUAGAAAUGUUGAAGAGACAGAAACUGAAGAACCCAAAUGUGUUCAUUUCUCCAGUACGUCUCUGCAUCAGAAACCUCCCAGUUCGAAUAGAUGACAAGGAGUUGAAGAAGAUGUUCCUCAAAGCAGCACAGGAUAGGAAAGCUAAAAUAGUGGAGAGUCGUAUAAUGAGAGAUUUCUCCCAAGUGAAUUCUCAGGGGGAAGCCAAGUCAAAGGGGUAUGGUUUUGUUACUUUCACAGACCAUGAACAUGCACUCAAGGCCCUGAAUGCCACCAAUAACUCACCAGACCUGUUUGGUGAAAAGAAGAGACUAAUUGUUGAGUUUUCACUGGAAAACAAACUUGCUCUGCAAGCCAAACAGAAGAGGCUUUCAAGAAACCAGGCUAAAGAAGGAACAUUGAAGAGAAAGCACAGUGACUCAGCAAACAGCACAUCACAACAGCCCUCAAAUAAAAAGAAAAGAAAAAAACAGUCAAAUGACAAUGUAGUAGAGACACUUCUUUCAAAAGAUAAAGUCAAAAACAAAGGUGAUUCUAGUCAAAAACUUCCCAAGGGGCUUCCAAAGCAUUGGGGCCCUAAGAUAAGACAUAAACCUAGGGGAGGUGGUAAGAUUACAGGGAAAGGAAAGAAGAAGGAACUGAAGAAUGCAAGACCACCAAGAAGUAGAGAGCAUCCUGAGGCAAAGGACCCUUCUAAAAAGAAGAAGAAUAGGAGGAAAUCCAAGUAUCAGACUGAUGAUUUUGAUAAUUUGGUAAACAAAUACAGACAGAAACUGAUGCCAUCACACAAGAACACUGCUGCAAGGAGUGGGAAAUGGUUUGCAUAGGAACUAGGAAACAAGUGGUGCAAUGUAACUUCUACCAUGAUACAUUGUCAAACCAACCACAAUAUAUUGUCACACCUACCACAAUAUACUGUCACACCAGCCACACUCACUCCUUAUUCCUAGUAUAUAUCAUCACAAAAUGGUGCCAUCAUAGUAUCAAGAUAGUGUUAUCUAUCUUAAAAAUACAUGUAUAGACCUUUCAUUUCUUAGGUGUAGUCACACAGCAAAAUGUGAUAUCGGCCACCAUACCAUACACAUAAACACAGCUAUCACACUGACCAAUCUACCACACUUUCAUUUGUACAACAAGUGCGCUGUGGUCACAUCCAGCUGCAGUGUAGAUGUGAGAAUGUACAUGUAGCAUUAGUCUGUAUUGCUGGGCAUUUCAUCAUUGUUACGACCUUCAUUGUGAACUUCCAAAUCCACAAGGACUAGGAUGGGAUUCAACAGCAUGACCUUUUUACCAGCACAGCUGCUCAAGAUUAAGAGAGAUACAUCUCAGUGCUGGCUGUCAGGAUAUUCAAACAUUACUAUCUUCCACAGUGAAUGUGAUAUCUUAAUUGAAACACGGUGAUGUUUCAGAGUUGUUGAAGAAAAAGAUGGGUCAAUUAGAUGUAAAUGAAGGCAGUGUCCGUGAGGAGUUUGGUAAAAAAGGACUGUAUGUAAUUUGUGACUAUGUGAAAGCACUAAGUGAAAUGAUAUUUUAUGUUGCAUGUCAUUUGAGAAUUUUCUGCAGAGGUCCAGAAAAAAUGUAUUCUUUAAACAGCAAAAUAGCUUAUAUUUCUGUCCAAACUAUUUUAUUAAAAGUAUUUAACUGAUUGAUUUAUGAACAUUUCUUUGUUUCUCUGUAAAUAAAAAAUUUAAAUAAUGAAUUGGGAUUAAAUUAUGAUGAUAAUUUAUGGUGUAAAUGACAGCUUUUUGCUGUGAAAAUUCUUGAAGUUAAAAAAGUAGAUGCAUAUAUUUAUUUAUUUAUUUUUCUCAGUCUAGAAAUAAAGAAAUAUUUCACGAAAUUAGUACUUACGUUUGCUGUGUAAUUACAGCACAGUACUAUAAGUAGUUAACGGAUUGCUGAUUUUAUUUCCGUGGGUUCUUCUAGAAAAUGCCUAUGCUCUCUAAUUAGUGUAAAUAGUUGGAGUAGUCUAGAAAAAUGGGGAAUCAUCAACCAAAUGGUUUUAGAGAAAUCAACUAUUGUCAGUGAUAUUUAUUUGCUCAGUUCUGUUACGUUUUUUAUGGAAAUGUAAAAAAUGGGUAACUUAAGAGGGAUAGGAACGGCGAAGCCACGUAUCAUUACGCUGAAUAAUUGACACUACACGUGCGUCAUUGAUAAUUAUAGUCCUCUAUUUCUGGUAUUCUAUUGUAUGAGAUACUUUAAGUUAAAAUCUUUAGCUAUAUUGUAACAUUCAAACAUGGUAUAAUUAUACCUUUUUUAUUUAUUUUUAAAAACUAUUUGAAUUAAACAUCCAAAUAUGCAGCCAUGGUUUGGGCAAGAUUUCCACUGCUUCCUCGCUGUGAAUUGAUUCUAAUUGAUAUUUAUUACUAACAAAAACGUAGUCUUAUAAAUAAUUCAACUGCAUUUUAUGGUCUAUCUUAAAGUGGUAUCAUAAGUAUACUUGCUUAAUAUCAAUUUUUUUACAAUACGUACAUGCGAAAGCUUAACCGGAGUCCAUUGAAUGGCAAUACCGAUUAAUAUGAAAUAAUACAAGGGUGCAGUUAACUUCUGA